AAAACAUCAACGCUGAACGUCACCGUGGAAACUCAACCGAGGGAUAAACAAACAUGCCUGCAUAAUUGAUUGCAAGUGAGCCAUUGGAUGCUCACCUACACAAAAAGUAUUACAGCAGAGGCAGCAUGAGGGGGAAGAAUGGAGCAAGAUGGUGGCCUCGGAUUCUAUCUUAUACAGGUUCCUCUCCAGUAUCAGACCAACACAAAUUGAUAACGAAAGAUGUAGAAAACACUUUACCGGAAGAACCAAGGAAAUCAAAAUUUGGUGAACGACAUGUUUUGAUAACUCUGCUGUUCUUCGGAUUUGCGGUUGUGUAUGCCAUGCGAGUCAACUUGUCUGUAGCCAUAGUUGCCAUGGUUAAGAAUCGCCCUCAUACCAAGAAAGUCUCACAGGAGUAUGAUGACACCUGCCCUCUUCCAGCAACUCAGAAAUCAAAAGAUGCAGCUAUGGAGACAAAUGGAGAGUUUGACUGGGAUGAGCAGACUCAGGGAAUGGUGCUUGGUUGUUUCUUCUACGGGUAUCUUCUGACAAAUUACAUAGGCGGCAGAUUAGCAGAGAGGUUCGGAGGGAGGCUGGUGUAUGGUCUUGGCGUGACCCUCACAGCUGCCUUAACCGUCAUCUCACCUUAUGCCGCAAGACACUCAACCAGUGCUUUUGUCUUCAUUAGAAUACUUGAAGGAAUGACAGAGGGUGUGACGUUUCCGGCAAUGAAUGUGAUGAUGUCGUAUUGGAUUCCACCUCAAGAAAGGGCACGCUCACUCACGCAAAGUGUUGGGGGUUGCCAGUUCGGAACAGUGGUAACUCUCUCAAUUAGUGGCUGGCUCUCGCAGACGGAAUGGGGUUGGCCAUCUGUGUUCUACUUGUUCGGCGUGCUUGGUCUAGUGUGGGGCUAUUUCUGGUUCAGAUAUGCCUAUGACUCUCCUGAUCAGCACCCACGUAUCACAGCAGCUGAGAAAUUGUUCAUCAAGCAGGGUAUUGGAGACCAUAGGAAGAGUGAGAGUCUUCCAGUCCCGUGGCACUCCAUCCUGACCUCAACCCCCUUCGUGGUGGUCAUGGUGACUCAUGUAGGUAACAACUGGGGCUUCUACUGCCUGCUCACGGAACUCCCUACGUACCUGAAAAAUAUGCAGCAUUAUGACAUGAAAGAGAAUGGUGUUGUGUCAGCUUUACCUUAUUUGCUGAUGUGGAUGUUUAGUUUAAGCUAUUCAAGAUACAUGGAUCAUCUGCUGGAGAAACAGGUCUUAUCAACAAGACAAAUAAGAAGGCUGUCAAUGAUCAUUGGGAACUACAUUCCAAUGAUUGCUGUUUUGCUUGUGCCUUGGGCUGGUUGUGAUGGCAGAUUAGCUGUUGCGCUGAUCUGCCUUGCUGUUGGAGCAACUGGUGCUACAUUUUGUGGCUUCCAUUGUGCAUUUCAGGAACUAGCACCAAACUUUGCUGGUACUUUAACUGGAAUAUCCAACACACUGGCAACUAUCCCAGGAUUUUUAGCUCCUGAGGUUACAGGAGCCAUAAUCAAUAACCAGCAAACUUUAAGCAGAUGGAAGGAAGUGUUCCAGUUGGUGUCUGUUGUAUACUUCAUUGUGUGCACUCUUUAUCUCAUCUUUAUGUCACCAGAAGUUCAGCCAUGGAAUGAAGGGCAUACUGAGAAACGGAGAUCGGCAACCAAGGAGGUUGCAUGAGUAAAGGCACUAACGUACCCUAGUGUACAACAGUGAUUUAAGGGAGAAUGCAGUAUUUGCUGUUUCAGUUGGCAAGUUUUAAUUGCUUUCUUCGGGAUGAUUUGAGUAAGAGUAUUUGCAGGUUCGGGCUGCAUAAGAAGAGAUUGUUAUUCAUUAUUAUUAUUAAUUUUUAUUUAUAUAUUUAUUUUUAUUUUUAUUAUUAUUUUUUAGAGGUGUUUUAUUUAUUAUAAACAUGCAUCGUGAAUGGAAGAAAAAAAGUGGGGAAUAUCUCAAAGUAUUUAUGUAUUGUCUAUCAUAUCCAUCCCACAGCAAAUAUAAUAUACAGUGCAUUGUCUCAUGGUAAUGUCGUGGUAAUGCUUCCGUGUGCAGGAAAUUCAUGGAUGUUCAGCUAUUUAUUUUGCUUACUUUACUUAAAUUAUAUUGUGCUUUAUGUAUAUUUUGCAUGACUCAUUUCCUCACGAAGUUAAUUAUAGGUCCAUAUGCACACAGACACCUUUCCUUCAGUACAGCAUUAGUGAUUUUGAAAUAGAUGAACUCUGUACUUGACAUAAUGCUUUUUUAAAGAGUAUCAUCUAAUAGUCAAAAUAUUAUAUGGCAUCAGUAACAGAGCAUUGUAAAUUUGCUUAGAAUAUUUAUUAUUUAUUUUUCCUGUAUGUUUGGAAUUUGUGAAGUAAAUUCCAUGGUGUAAACAUUACUAUACGGGAGCCUGACUUUGCAGAAAGUUGACACAGAAAUAAGAUGUUAAUUGUGCAUAAUGAAAGCAUGAUAUUUACCCUGUGUAAUUUGUGAUUCUGAAUUAAUUUGUUACUGUUCUUAAGUAACUAAUCAGAGGAUUCAGUAUAUUUUGAUAAAUAUUGCAAUAGAUGUACACAUUUCAUAUUUGAUAUAAGUUUGGGUCAUGAGUUGCAUAUUUGCAAAGGAUAGUUCAAGUAAAGGUCUUAAAUAUUUACUUAAUUUGCAAAGUCAGGGUUAUCAUAAUUGAUGUUAGGUGGUGUAUAUACAUGUUUUUAUAUGCUUUUAAAAUUUUGUUUAGAAUCUUUUGUUUUCUUUUUAUGAAUUAAUGAAAAAAUGUGUAUACUGGACUUUUAAAAGGAUUUUUUAUUUCUUUUCUUUAUUUUUUUUCUAUUGUGGAUUCUCAGACUAGCCAUUUAGUCCUUUUAUAUGACAGGAAACUUUCAUACAUUAUAACAAAUAACUUUUUAAAAGUAUGUGUUCCUUUUCUUUGAAAUUUAAACUUAAAAUAAUGUAUUGAAUCAUCUUCAUUUUCUUUUGUGAAGUUCUCUAAAAUGUGCAUGUGUAUGUGUGAAUGUGAGCCUGCUCCAUUACGUCUCAUUUUAAGGUAGAUAUCCAGUGAAUAGGUACUACAUUUGCAUUCCAGUAUGCGCUUUGACAAAGAUGUGAUCAUUCCAUGGCUAAUGAUGUCAUUUUAUUAGCUGUACUCCUUGCUCAAUUAUUGUUUCUUAUAGAGGCAGUCUUUGUGUACCACUUAAUGACAGUAUUGGUCCAACUAAGUUUUGAUAUUGUAGACAAGAAUCUGUCCAUAUCUAAAAAUUAUACUAUAUUGCAUACCUUUAUAUUGUUGAUUUAGCAUAAUUGUAUGGUACAGUUUACCACUUAAUUUAUGUUACAGUUUUGUGGAAUAGCUAGCAUAUCUGUUUCAUUAUUUGGGUCUACAUAUUUUAUCCUGCUUAAUAAUAGGUUGUUAAAUGAUCUGGUGUGCAGAGGACUAAAUGAACACGUACAGAUCUCUGCAUUUUCUUCAUGGUUCUUUGUAUGAUGAUCAUUCCAGCAUAAUAAUUUUUUGACAGUGCCAUUUUGAGUAGUAUUCAUCUGUGAGGUGUAUGGGUUGACAUUUUUUUACCUUCUCAUUGCAAAUAAACUGAUGAGAGCAAAGUCCUCCAUGCACAUAGGCCAAAUAAGAACAAGAAAAUUCCAUGUCCCGGGUAAAUGAGCUUUCGUUUUUGUGUGUAACCAUUUGUGUGUGUGUGCUCAUGAAAGUGAAUGAAUAAUUGUACCUGUGAAUGGGCACCUGUUUACCUGUAUAUGUUUGUGUGGGCAUCUAGGCAUGUAUGUUUGAAUGAGUUUUGGUUCACUUGGUUACAGUGUGUAGGCAAGAAUGAUUUCUUUUAUGUGUGAAUGCACAGUUGCUUGUAUGUCAAUCUCUGCAUUUCCUUUCUUAAUACAUGGACCAUAAUUUCAUUUACCCCCAAAUAAACCCAACAGUUAACGUUGGCAGCACAAUAGUCAAGAUUGCAUUUACCAAUGUAUUUUUAUAUAUAAAUCAGUAUUUAGACCAUUCAGUACUUAUUUUAUGGAUGUGAUUAGUACUGUUCUCACUCACCGCCAUGGAACUUCAAGACUCCAUAGCAAUUCAGAAUGACACUUGUAAAAUGCCAAAAUGCGUAGUUUGAAACUAAUCUUUCCAUAGUCUUCAGGGUAAAGUAGAAAGUACACCAAUUAUGGGCUUCCAGAUUUAUAGCAGCGCAUUUUGUUCAAAUCCACAUAAAGACAUUGUUUAUUGAAAUUUUAGAAUUAUGAGUCUGUCAUGCAUUCAAGUUUUAGUGAGUCUGCUUUUCCAUUUAAGCUUCAUGAGCAUUCAUGACUUUAUAAAAUCAUGACUUUGUUCCACCAUUCCUAUAAUUAUAUAGUAUUACCACAAGUAGUUUAGUUUUAAAUUCAUGUAUCUCUUAUAUUAUCUGAAGUAACUGUAAAGAUCUUGAAAUUAUGCAUUGCUCAAAAUGUACAGCAUCAGAGUAAACUUUUAUUCACAGUCAAAUUAAAUAAAAUUUUGUAUUGUUUCCAUCCAUUUGCAGUAUAGUAUUUUUUUUCAUAUGCUAUUUUUAAAGUUGUUUGUUGGAGGGAGAUGUAGAGGGUCUUCCAGAUAAAGACUUUGUUAUUCAUAUAUUUGGAGGCUGUUUUAAUUCUCUCUGUCUAACCUAUGAUCAUCAUUAUUACAUUCUGGGUAUAAUUUUUUGGGUCAUGCUUGCGAUUGUCUAUUAAUUUCUCUAUUUGGACAUUAACAGUAGUGAGGGAUGAAUUAUAUGGUUCUGACUCUUCAUACAAUUGCAAAGGCUAUAUUUGAUAGUGUAGAUAUGUAUGUUUAGAACCAUGGUAGUGCCGAUCUUAAAAGUCUAAGGUUUUAAGUGACAGGUUACUCGUUUUUUUUUUUUUUUUUUUUUUUUGUUCUUAUUAAUGAGUCAAGUAAAGUGUGGCAGUAGAGUGAUAAGAUGUGAUGACGAGUGAUGUGAUGAUGUGUUAUUUCACGUGAUUGUGCAGGUGCUGAAUGUUACAUGUUAUUUUGUGAUGAUUUAGGGGUGAAAAGAGAUCCCGGUGCUCACUGGCCCAGGGUAUGUUAAUUCAAAUGAAUAUUAGAAUUUUGUAGUAUAAUGGGCCCUUAGAUUUUAAUUGUGAUGUAGUGAGGAUAGUCUUGUUAUUUAUAGUGUAUUAGGAUUUAUAAAGCUAGUUUGCGGCAUAGAGUAACUUCGAGCUCAAUAUAGAGUUUGGCACUAUUACAUUUGAUUCAGAAUUGAUCUAUAGAUGAAGUGUGACAUAUUUUGAGAUCAUAAUGACAGGUGAACAUGACAAACAUGACAGAUUAGUUCAUAAGAUUUAGUAGUGCACCGACAAUACAGCUUAGUAUUUCCUUUGAAAUAUAUAUAUAUAUAUGAGUUUUUUUUCCUGUUUCAAAGCUUAUGUAUUUUGGAAGUAUUAGCAAGGAUGUUGUCAACAGAAGUCUUAAAAUUGCUUUUUAUGAAAUAUUUCACCAUGUUUCUGAACUAUAAAAUUAUAAUUGCUCAGGACAGAGAAUAAAAAAAAAGUGUAGAUAUGCAGAUAUCUGUAUACAAGCCAAUAUUAUUAUUAUUAUUAUUAUUAUUAUUAUUAUUAUUAUUAUUAUUAUUAUUAUUAUUAUUAUUAUUAUUAUUAUUAUUAUUAUUAUUAUUAUUAUUAUUAUUAUUAUUUAUUUAUUUAUAUAAUUUUAGGUACAUUGUGAGGUCUUUAGGCAUGACAAUUUGUUUCCAAAAAAGGCACCUUAUGUUAAUGUUUUGGGAGGGUAUGACUAAUAUAGUAAUAUACAUUGGUAUAGGGAUUAAAAUAGUCUGCUGUAAAUAUAUAGUGCUAUGUAUAUUUUAGACCUAUAUAUCCAUUUUAACAGAAGCAUUAUUUAUAAUACUAAUCAGCAAUGAGAUUUUAGCAAAGAUAUAUAAGAAUUUUAAUUUUGUGUGUGUGUUAGUAUAUGUGUGUGUGUGUGUGCGUGUGCGAGUGUGUGUGCGGGUGUGCGUGUGUGCGAGUGUGUAUGUGGGCGUGCGGGUG
This is a messenger RNA of Penaeus vannamei (Pacific white shrimp), 5990 nucleotides long. Its product is annotated as putative inorganic phosphate cotransporter. Lineage: Eukaryota; Metazoa; Arthropoda; Malacostraca; Decapoda; Penaeidae. The record is from RefSeq and is a predicted model, not a curated record. Gene Ontology annotation, molecular function: transmembrane transporter activity. Gene Ontology annotation, cellular component: membrane. Gene Ontology annotation, biological process: monoatomic anion transport; transmembrane transport.